CCUCCCUCUUGCGACUCUCAUCGGGGGGCAGCAGGGCAAGGAGGAUUGGAGGGAGGCGCCGCACCCACCACCGACGGGUCCUUCCUCUCUUCUCCUUCGCCCGCCCCCUGCUACCUCGGUGCCCUCGCUCGGAUGGCGGACACCAACCCGGACGCCAUCAAGAGAUACACCCCGCCCGUGCACAGGAAUCGUGCAAACAAUCGGCGGAAGUCUGGAGGUACAUUCCUUCCAACGCAGUUAGAUAGGGCCGAUAAGGCUAAUUACUCCUACAACAAUGAUGGAGAGAAGAGCCAUGUUCCUUCAUUAAAGAACCUACCUCCAAUUUUUCCUCACGAAACAUUUUUCAGCAAUGUUCAGAAUGACUACAAUCAAACAAGAUUAGUGCCUUUGGAGGGAUGUUCAGCCAGUGAGGCAUCACAGCUUCUCAAUGACCGUUGGACUGCUGCAAUGAACUUGUACAAUGAUCAAACAAUUGACUGCUCUGAGAAACCAGUAAUGUAUUCUGGAUCUACUAGUUCAUCAUGGGGUCACCUGAAGCUUCCUCAUCAGAUGAACUUCCUUGAAGAGUUGCGUCAUGCAGUUGAUGCUCAUACGGAAAUUGCAUCACCUGUCGACUCCUGGAACUAAUGGAAAUCAACAUCCACAUCAUUACUGGUUAUGACUAAUUUAUGGAAGGCGGUCUAUUCGCCAGUUCUAUGUACUUGUAUCUGAUCCACGCAUGCUGUGCCAAAAUGCUUUCGUCUAACCUGUAGCUGCUUGGGCUUCUUCUGGAAUCAGCAUUUGUAAGGUUGUACCACCAUAUCCUGGCCUUAUGGAUGAAAAUCAGCUUGUUGCAUUAUGUAAAUGACACACCGGGUACUCACACCACCGAAACAGCUUGGUGGUUGUAUGCUAGUAGUUGAAGAAUCGGUGGUUACCAUCCAUUUUCUCGACAUCAGAGUUUUUGCCAUUCUCUAGAAUUUGUAGAAGGCAACGCUUAUUGAAAACCUCAGUUUCAAUAUUUCAAGUUUAUUAAUGGUGCUUUUCUCUGCACUGAACCA
Panicum virgatum (switchgrass) is the source of this 1040-nucleotide messenger RNA. RefSeq lists its product as uncharacterized. The transcript is spliced from 6 exons. The coding region runs from base 133 to 627 and encodes 164 amino acids. Lineage: Eukaryota; Viridiplantae; Streptophyta; Magnoliopsida; Poales; Poaceae. The record is from RefSeq and is a predicted model, not a curated record.